CUUCAGUGGGAGAAGUGGAACUGGUGCAGAAGGGCGUACAUUACAGCGAUGCCGAAACGUGGGGAAAAGGGAGCGGUGGUCGAAGACGCGGAAGAGCCCAAGACUGAGCCAGAGGCGAAGAAGAGUAAGGCAGGAGCGAAAAAGAAUGAAAAAGAGGCAGUAGGAGAGGGCGCAGUUCUGUAUGAAGACCCCCCAGAUCAGAAAACCUCACCCAGUGGCAAAUCAGCCACACUCAAGAUCUGCUCGUGGAAUGUGGAUGGGCUUCGAGCCUGGAUUAAGAAGAAAGGUUUAGAUUGGGUAAAGGAAGAAGCCCCAGACAUCCUGUGCCUCCAAGAGACCAAAUGUUCCGAGAACGAACUACCAGUUGAACUUCAAGAACUGUCUGGAUUAUCCCAUCAGUACUGGUCAGCUCCUUCAGACAAGGAAGGGUACAGUGCUGUGGGCCUCCUCUCCCGCCAGUGCCCACUCAUCUCUUAUGGCAUCGGUGAGGAAGAACAUGAUCAGGAAGGCCGAGUGACUGUGGCUGAAUAUGAGGCGUUUGUGCUGGUGACAGCCUAUGUGCCUAAUGCAGGCCGUGGUCUGGUGCGCCUGGAGUAUCGCCAGCACUGGGAUGAAGCCUUUCGCAAAUUCCUGAAGGGUUUGGCAUCCCGCAAGCCCCUUGUGCUAUGUGGAGACCUCAACGUGGCUCAUGAAGAAAUUGACCUUCGCAACCCAAAGGGAAAUAAAAAGAAUGCUGGCUUCACUCCACAAGAGCGGCAGGGCUUCGGGGAACUGCUGCAGGCUGUGCCCCUCACUGACAGCUUCCGGCACCUCUACCCCAACACGGCCUAUGCCUACACCUUUUGGACCUAUAUGAUGAAUGCGCAAUCCAAAAACGUUGGUUGGCGCCUUGAUUAUUUUUUGUUAUCUCAGUCUCUGUUGCCUGCAUUGUGUGACAGUAAAAUCCGUUCCAAGGCUCUGGGCAGUGACCACUGUCCCAUUACCCUAUACCUAGCUCUGUGA
Budorcas taxicolor (takin) is the source of this 1002-nucleotide messenger RNA. RefSeq names its product DNA-(apurinic or apyrimidinic site) endonuclease-like. The transcript has a single exon. The record is from RefSeq and is a predicted model, not a curated record. Lineage: Eukaryota; Metazoa; Chordata; Mammalia; Artiodactyla; Bovidae. Bases 49 to 1002 code for a protein of 317 amino acids. Gene Ontology annotation, cellular component: nucleus. Gene Ontology annotation, molecular function: phosphoric diester hydrolase activity; double-stranded DNA 3'-5' DNA exonuclease activity; endonuclease activity. Gene Ontology annotation, biological process: base-excision repair.